GCUUUACAGAAGUGGCGCAAAGGGGGCGUGCCUACCUUUUUCUCUCGCGUUGCAUUUCUUGUGUUGACAUCCGCUUCAGUUUAGUCUGAGUGUCAAAAAUAAUUAUAUUUUAUUUUUCAGAUAACAAAAUAAGCGAAUUCAACGUCAACAAUGGAAAGGAAUCCUGGAUGUGAGCUCGAUCUGGCAUGGGUGAACUCUGUGAUUGUGGACCUUCCGGCCGUGAAAAGGCGAGCAGACACCAUGGGCACCAAGCGCACUGUCAAGAAGGAGUGGCAGGCCGCCUGGCUGCUCAGAGCCAUCUCCUGCAUUGACCUCACAACUCUCUCAGGUGACGACACUGCGGCCAAUGUGAUGCGUCUGUGCCACAAGGCGGCGCGGCCGGUGCGCGGUGACAUUGUCUCGGCGCUGGGCGUCCAGGAGCUGGGCGUCACGUGCGGCGCCGUCUGUGUCUACCCGAGCCGCGUGCCGGACGCGGUGGCCGCGCUGAAGAAGAUCGGCGCCGCACACAUCCCGGUGGCCGCCGUGGCCACCGGGUUCCCGUCGGGUCAGUUCGCCCUGAAGACCCGUCUGGAGGAGAUCCGGCUGGCCGUGGCGGACGGAGCGGCCGAGAUCGACAUCGUCAUCAACCGCGAGAGGGCGCUCUGCGGCGACUGGAAGGCGGUAUAUGACGAGGUCAGACUGAUGCGCGAGGCCUGCGGAGAUGCGCACAUGAAGACGAUCCUGGCGGUGGGCGAGCUGGGAUCGCUGGUCAACGUCUACAAGGCCUCGCUGGUCUGCAUGAUGGCUGGCGCCGACUUUAUCAAAACCUCCACCGGCAAGGAGGGUGUGAACGCCAUCCUGCCCGUCGGGGUGGUCAUGUGCCGCGCCAUCCGCGCCUACCACGAGCGUACCGGGUACCGGGUGGGCUUCAAACCGGCCGGCGGGAUCCGCUCGGCCAAGGACAGCCUCGUCUGGCUGAUCCUGAUGAAGGAGGAGCUGGGGAACGCCUGGCUCAACAGCACCAUGUUCAGGAUCGGCGCCUCCAGCCUGCUGGGCGACAUCGAGAGGCAGCUGUUCCACCACGCGUUCGGCCGAUACGCCGCCGCUGCCGAGCUGCCCAUGGCCUAGGAGCGGAAGGGGCUCCGACACCGGAUGCUGGGGUAGGAGCUCUGUGGGUGAACACAGACCGAGUACGAGUGAGGAGCUGGAACAGACUGCUUGGCUCGGACGAACUCAGCGGAUAAGGUGCAGAGAAGAGGGCGCUGGUAGCUGACGGGUAGAUCCACAGGUGGGGCGGCGGCUUGCUCCACGAAGGUAGAGCGUUGCUUGGGCUCUAGCUGCGGUUAGGAUUGCUACUGGUGGCAUUAUUGACAGGCCUUGCUAGCCUGUAGCUGUCGCCUGUCGGUCUAUGGGUACAUUAGGCAGGUGGCCGCUGUGGCCUUGUAACGUAGUGCAAUUAGCGUAUAUCAAAAUAAGCUAUAUCUCUGGGAACAAUAAUCUGCUGGUAGCUGUAAUUAUAGAUGUGCAAUGUGUCGACAGCAAUCUGUGCCAUUGUGUGACGAUGUGGGCGUGGCUCCCUGCUUGCUGUGCAUUGCCUUUGCCGACUGCCGGGAACGUUUAUGUGGCAGAAUGUAUCGACAUUUCGCGAGUUCGAUGUAUUCCAGUCACCAGUUUCUCAAGUAUCGCUAUAUUUACAUAUUACUACUUUAAAACACCAUCCAGGUGUUUCGGUUCAGCCCUUCCUGUCUCGUCUUUUCAACUGGUGGGGCUGACCGGGCCCUGUUCCAUGUGCGCCGUCCCGUGAACUGGUUGCGUGACUCGGGGGCCUUCGUGCCGCGCUCGCUGAAGGCCGUCGUGCCGCGGGAUGGGCCGGUGCAGGCAGGCCGCUCCUCCAUAUAUCAUUGUGCAAUAGAUGCAGGGAUUUUCGGCCGGACAAAAAACAGUGCAUUCCUGUUGCGCGGACGCUAGCGGUUGGUAUUAAGGCGAUUUAAUACUAACAUCGUGAGACAUAGAGCGUUAUACCGCGAAAAAAGACUACUUUUUGUUUUGUAGUGAUGUAAGUACGCCUUAUACGAGUAUGAUCCUUUUCAUCAGGCGUUUAUUGGCAUUUUGUAUGCUCUGUGCCAAACGGGAUUCCUAGUUGUACUUUUUAGACGCGGCGAUGGAGUAAUCGUCCUUGGGAUGUGAUAUUCACAGGCUAUAGUGCACAGAACAGAGAAUACACGCCCGUGAUUCUGA
This is a messenger RNA of Amphibalanus amphitrite, 2217 nucleotides long. Its product is annotated as deoxyribose-phosphate aldolase-like. Gene Ontology annotation, molecular function: deoxyribose-phosphate aldolase activity. The transcript has 6 exons. The record is from RefSeq and is a predicted model, not a curated record. Lineage: Eukaryota; Metazoa; Arthropoda; Thecostraca; Balanomorpha; Balanidae. Gene Ontology annotation, biological process: deoxyribonucleotide catabolic process; carbohydrate catabolic process. The coding region runs from base 151 to 1107 and encodes 318 amino acids. Gene Ontology annotation, cellular component: cytoplasm.